Molecule: messenger RNA, 324 nt
Organism: Pochonia chlamydosporia 170
Lineage: Eukaryota; Fungi; Ascomycota; Sordariomycetes; Hypocreales; Clavicipitaceae
Exons: 1
Coding region: 1-324 (107 amino acids)
Source: RefSeq, a predicted model, not a curated record
AUGUCGCGUCAAUGGCAUCGUGAAGCUAUCUCAAACUUUCUGGUGGUUGAAGGCAAGAUUAGGCGGGUCAUUUAUUCAUCCGGCCCGUGGGGAGUGGGGCGCCUCUGCAGUGUGGCGUUAGCUGACAGCUUGGGACUUGCACCUUUGACUUUUGGCAUUGCUCGUCUGGAGCUUCGCUUGGAGAUAGCUGCUUUGCCACCUAGGCGGCUACAUGACGUGGAUAGCGUAAACGAGAAUUUACGACAUCCGGAAUCUUGCAGCUUUUUGAGCAAAUUUGGGGGCAAUAUUUUGAGAACUGAGGGGUUCCAACCUAUGAAAUGGUGA